GUGUGAUAAACAGUAUACCCGUGGAAGUCCAGCGAGAGAGAAGGUCGCCGCCUGCGCCCAUCCCUCCCCCCAACAAUAACAGCUUGCCUGUCCACAAGCUCUACAAUAUAUAGUCCUUUAUAAGCAAAUAAAGAACUCUGUAUUGUAGAGAGGGCACGGUAUUUCUUCUUCUCCUACUCUAAUUAUUUCUCUCUACUCUUUUUUUUUAUACAAUUACCCACUUUCCACUCUCACGGUACAACCCUCCUUCUGUGUACAUUACAAACACCUCACACAUUGCCCCCUCGAGGAAGAGCUGCCGCCUCUCCACGAUGGCUAUCAGUGCAUUUUUGGUAGCCUUCCUGCUCUCCGCUAGUAUUCCUAGUGUGUAUGGAACCGAAGGAGGAUGCCUCGUGGAGAAUUACGUACGGAUCACAAACACAGCAGACACACGGAUCCUCAGCCUUAUCAAACCCGACAAAGCCCUGACCUUCGUCGUGGAGUUUGAAAACCAUGACAUGACGUUCUGGCGGGACUGGGUGAAUCUGACCAACUCCAGGGUGACGCACGGCAAGGUGAGGGACGGAGAGAGCAGCCGGACAACGCACGACCUGUCGCUGGUGGUCAGUGAGGGCUGGAACAACCUGCGCCUGGAGGCUGUUAGCGCGAGCUUCGAACUGACUCAGUUGCUUGGAGACGGUGACGAGGCAACCCUUCUCGACCUGAAAUUGGACUUCCCCGUCUCCUACGUGCACGUGAUGGGGACCUUCUCUCUCUGCUCUGAAGGUUCCCCUGAAUGGAAGGUGGCCGAGGGGGAGGUGGUGUCCGUCCCGCUGCAGCCCGAAAGGAGCCAUACGCUGUUUGUGACUGGCCGAGGCGACGCCGCGCCCUACAUCUUGGAUUCGUCGUCGAGCUCUGAGCCGCAGAAGAACAUCAGCGCCAACACCACCCUCACCAUUAAGACACGGUGGCGCCGCUCCCUCAUUCAAGUUGAAAUUUUUCAGAACGGGACCGAGGAAGCCCUGGCGGACAUGAAGCAGCCCCUCGCCUCCCCCACUGUGCAGAUGGGCAGUCGUGCGGGCAUCCUGCACCUCCGCCUGGACCCGUCCGCCCCGCUCCAGCCCGCCACCAAAGACUGUCACUCCGUGGACUCCUUUGGCGACUCGAAGCACUCGAAGGCGCUCUGGCCGAUGGGCUUUGUGCUGCUCUUCGGUGGCAUAGCCCUCGCUCUGGGCUGCCUGCUCGGGGUGCCGGUUGGUCUACUGGUCAGCAGGCAAGUGGCGAGGAGAGCCACAACGUCAGGUGCGGCCGCCACUCCCAGCGCGAGUAAGAAGUUACUACCCGCUUAGACACAGACAGCUCAUGAAAUUAACCCAGCCAUCGAGUCGUGCGCAGUUAACAUAUUCGGAGUAUCUCCACUCACACGAUGUCAGUCCCAUAAUCUGAGAAUACACAGUCGCCCACGCGCAGGAUGAUGACGUCACAUGGUUCACAUCGGUGAUUCUAGACCCUUACUUAACUUUAGGCUCCCGGAUUGUUAUACAGAAAGCUAAAAUAAGAAGGAUAACCCAUGCGUGACAAAUAGACGGACAAGUUAAAAAUAGUAGGAAAUCACGGAAUCGUGUGCGAACAGAGUGCGAUGACUGUGAAUUCUUAGACUGUCGUCACGCCUGUGCUCUAAGGACACGAGCUGCGUUCCUUUAUCUUGGCUGUUAAUUAAAACAUCAUGAAGUGGAUCCAUCCUCCAUCGGGCAGCAUAUUCUGCUAGCUUUGUAAAAAUGUCUAUCGAACACGAUUCGGUGCCGGUCCCAAGCCCGGUUAAUGGGGAGGGUUAGCAUGGGGAAAGUAAAUUAAUGAAAACA
Messenger RNA from Eriocheir sinensis (Chinese mitten crab), 1841 nucleotides. RefSeq lists its product as uncharacterized. The record is from RefSeq and is a predicted model, not a curated record. The coding region runs from base 312 to 1328 and encodes 338 amino acids. Lineage: Eukaryota; Metazoa; Arthropoda; Malacostraca; Decapoda; Varunidae. The transcript is spliced from 6 exons.